Phascolarctos cinereus (koala) is the source of this 908-nucleotide messenger RNA. It is a transcript of the gene PPDPF, whose product is annotated as pancreatic progenitor cell differentiation and proliferation factor. The record is from RefSeq and is a predicted model, not a curated record. Lineage: Eukaryota; Metazoa; Chordata; Mammalia; Diprotodontia; Phascolarctidae. Gene Ontology annotation, biological process: cell differentiation; multicellular organism development.
GCUCGGCCCUCUCGAGUCAAACCCAAAGAACUCUCGCAUUUUCGUUGCCGUGGAGUAUCCUCCCGUAAUCUCCUUUACAAAUGGGCUCUGUGGCCUAGCGCCCCCUUCCCCUGAGCCAGGUCAUCCGUGAUCGUCCGCCGCAGCCCACUGUCUGACAGGGGCUGCUCGGGAGCCGCCACUAAGGUUUACAUCAUCCCAAUAAGAACAAGCAACAUGGCAGCAAUCCCGUCCAGCGGUUCACUCGUAGCAACCCAUGACUACUACCGAAGGCGUCUGGGUUCCACUUCCAGCAACAGCUCCUGUGGAAGUGCUGAGUAUUCUGGGGAAGUGAUCCCCCAUCAUCCUGGUCUUCCCAAAUCAGACCCAGGCCACUGGUGGGCAAGCUUCUUCUUCGGGAAGUCGAGUCAUCCAUUCAUGACAACUGUAUUGGAAUCCCCAGAGCACUCAGGAACUUUCCAGGUUGCUCAUGGCACGAUCACCUGUGACCUGGCUCAGGAGGCCAUGAGGAAGCGGCGUGUCAGCGAGCCCAGCAAGACCAGCACUGGGCCUUCUGCAUGAGCAGCAGCACCCUCCUUGCUGCUCCCCCCGCUUCUGAAGUGUGCUAGGCAUCAGAGCCCAUUUCCCCCUCCCCUCCCUUCCCCUCCUCUUUCCCCCCCUUCUGUCCCCUGCCUAUUCCCUUAGAAUAGACAGGCUGCUUAAGUGUAGAAGUAGUUGUGUUGUGUGUGUGUGUGUGUGGUUUUUUUUUAAGGAAAACAAAAGCAAAACACCAAAAAACAGUAAAAGAAACCACACUGUUAUUGUUUUUUUUUUUUACUAUCUGAAUCACGUAUGUGCUUUCCAGCAGCCUCAGUAACCCGUUUACUUUGUACUCAAAGGAAACUAAUAAACUUUGAGCAGCCUUUUAAUGA